AUGCCUGCCGACCGUCAAAACACUGUCCAGAAGCGCAGGCGUCUCCCCUUCAAACCGCCGAGUCGACGAGAGUCCACAACCGCAGAAGCAUCCGCGUCGGCGCCGAAGACGACCAAGUCCAGCGCUACGUCAAGAAAGUCCACAGCCACAGCCACAGCGUCGGCACCAGCAUCGAAAAAGCCCCGGAAAUCAACAUCGUCUCGCCAGAAAGCCCGAUCUCCCUCCGUAUCUGUAUCCGGCACGGACGAGGAGGAGCCCGGGUCGCUGUCUGGCUCCGAAUCCGGCUCAGACUCGGUGUCUGCUUCUUCUUCAAACCGAGAGCGGUCUCCCUCAGAGGAGCCGGACUACAUCCUCGCGGAAAUCAUCACCAAUGACCGUGCGCGCGACAUCGAGUCUGGCGAACCGGCCAUCCCGCAGAAGCUCCUGACGAAGCUGCUGCAUCACCACUUUCAGAGCGAGAAGACGAAAAUCACUAAGGAUGCGAAUGCGGUCGUUGCGAAAUACGUGGAUAUCUUUGUGAGAGAGGCUUUGGCUAGAGCGGCGUAUGAGAGAACGGGGGGAGAUGGCAAUGCGGAUGCUGGGGGUGGCAGGGGAUCGGUAGGAGAUGGGUUUCUUGAGGUCGAGGAUCUGGAGAAGUUGGCGCCCCAGAUGAUUUUGGACUUCUGA
This is a messenger RNA of Rasamsonia emersonii CBS 393.64, 666 nucleotides long. RefSeq lists its product as uncharacterized. The transcript has 2 exons. Gene Ontology annotation, biological process: replication fork processing; DNA repair; kinetochore assembly. The record is from RefSeq and is a predicted model, not a curated record. Gene Ontology annotation, molecular function: protein heterodimerization activity. Lineage: Eukaryota; Fungi; Ascomycota; Eurotiomycetes; Eurotiales; Trichocomaceae. The coding region runs from base 1 to 666 and encodes 221 amino acids. Gene Ontology annotation, cellular component: FANCM-MHF complex; Fanconi anaemia nuclear complex.